Messenger RNA from Danaus chrysippus (African queen), 210 nucleotides. The record is from the annotation of a GenBank genome assembly. NCBI's taxonomy places the organism in Eukaryota, Metazoa, Arthropoda, Insecta, Lepidoptera, Nymphalidae.
AUGCGCGACGCGUGUAGAUCUCUGAGUAUAAUCGGUACGGGGCCACAAAACCGUCCUUUUUAUAGCGUGUACCGGGGUGCGGCGGGGGAGGGGGGGGGUGGCGGACGGGGACCGUACGAGUGUUAUGUACGGGGACGGGCCCGGGGUUGGGGGGGAGGAGGGUACUCUGUAUCGCCCUCCCCGGACCCCGCGGCGGGCGCAUGUCUCUAG